Messenger RNA from Cantharellus anzutake, 1233 nucleotides. RefSeq lists its product as uncharacterized. The transcript has a single exon. The record is from RefSeq and is a predicted model, not a curated record. Lineage: Eukaryota; Fungi; Basidiomycota; Agaricomycetes; Cantharellales; Hydnaceae. The coding region runs from base 1 to 1233 and encodes 410 amino acids.
AUGCUGAACAGGAGACCAGCAGCAGGUUCAUCAGAGCACCAGCUCAUGUGUGCUUCCCUCCCUGUCACCAACAACUUCUCCCACCCAGAUCUGUUAGAUGGAUGUGACAGGAAUCCAUGGAGGGCGCAGGCAGAAAAUGAAGAAUACUGCCCAUUUGCCUUGGGAAAUGUCAUCUGGUUCAGGGACAUUGAUUACAACCUGAACAUGACAGAUGAUUGGCAUAGGCCAAUUUCCCCUGGAUUCAAAGCACGAGCCACACUUGGAUUGGGACAGCAUCAGCUACUGCUAGAUCGGUAUCUCAAACACCUCUCCAGCUUUACCAUCGACGAGCUCGAAAGAAUACUUUCAGCUACCCCCUAUGUCACACCACCUGCUCCUUUCCAUCUACCAAGACCUAACCACACACUUCCGCCAGAUCUGCCAGAAUCACUAGAUGACCUGCUAGCAAAUGCUCAUAUCAAAUUGAAGGAGAGCGCUACCAAGCACCUGAAGGAUUCCUACUCUUUCCCCAACUCAGAUAACAGUGAUGGGGUCCCUCAGCUUGUUCAAGGGACCACAAACCUGAUAUUGACCAAGAAUAUCCAGCAGAUCCUGGACUUUACUUUUCCAACAUGCUGCAGAAAGAUGCAAUCCCCAGAGCUGUUCUACCAUACUGUCUGUAAUCCAGACAGUCCAGUUGCACACCCUGGUAUAGGGUACUUUAAAGAACCAGAUCUUUUCCGCAGUGGAUUCACUGGAGCUCACAUCAGGAAGCACAACCCCCCAGAGUUCCAUGUAGCAUUCCAGCUCUCUUUCCCACCAGCUGACCUGAAAUGGGAGGAAGCAAGGAUGAAGGGGACAUACAAUAGGGAGAGGAGAGAAGGCCAACCCAUGAGAUAUGGGGAUGAGAGAGAGCAAGGGUGGAUAAAGUACAAAAAUGGUGGUAGGGGUUGGAAGCAGCAUUUGUUUCAUGCCACCUGGUGGGAAUUCAUCCGGAGAUUCGACUAUACUGGUGGCGAUCAUAUUAGGGAGAAGGUCUGGAAGAAUGUGUACUCCAAACUUGUUUGGGCACCCUAUUCUGACCUUUCACAAAUGUGGUACACAACAUCCAAUGCCAAAAGUGCAGAGACCUUCCCUGCAGAUAUGGCAGGUCAAAGGCUUCCCAUAAUCAUUCUCAAUCCUUUGAUCAAUGAUAAGGCUAUGUGGGAUGGAUCUUUGAUUAGGAGGGGGGAAUGGGUGUCACCGACCCUGUAG